This is a messenger RNA of Orussus abietinus, 4812 nucleotides long. RefSeq lists its product as uncharacterized. NCBI's taxonomy places the organism in Eukaryota, Metazoa, Arthropoda, Insecta, Hymenoptera, Orussidae. The transcript is spliced from 12 exons. Gene Ontology annotation, cellular component: plasma membrane. Bases 1 to 1830 code for a protein of 609 amino acids. The record is from RefSeq and is a predicted model, not a curated record.
AUGUCUCUGGCCAAAGUCGAGAACGAAUUGCCAAAGAAAAGACCUUCAGCUACCCGUGUGACUACCGUGAUAUCUUCCAUAGCUUUUAAUCCGACAAGUGAGAUCCUUGCAUCUGAUGAUGCAGUCAAAGAUAGACGUCACUGUACCAGCGACUAUAUCGCCGUUUAUUCCGGAUCCACGAUAUCCAGCCCGUUACUCACGAUGCUCUGUGGAAACAAAAAGACCUCCAUCGUUCACACCGGACCGAAUCUACUAAUAGAAUUCAGAACUGGGCCAGAAGUGCCACCUUUCGACUACAACGGUUUUGUGGCGACCUUGUCCUUUGUUGAAAUCACAACCGAACCACAAACCACUGUUACCGUAGAGAGCACCAGCAAAACUCUAGAAAUGAUCAGAUCGCCCAACAGUAGCAGCUUCAACAAACAAUACAUUAAUGGAGACCUUAACGACCAUCGAAAAGACCAAGGUACAAUGGGCUGCGAUCUCGACGUGGGAGGAGAAAAAAUCCGGGCCGGACAUCAUGACACAAGAAAAAAGCAAAAGAACAUUACAUGCCGACUCGUGCUUCGUGGUCGCACCUACGAUACAGCUCACGUUUCGCUGGCCAGCUUUAACCUUAGUGCGCCGGGAUGCAAGUCGAAGAUCAAAAUUUACGACGGAUUACGGGAAAGCGGAGUAGCCGAGAGCAACAAGCUGCUCGAAGAGAUCUGCAGCCCUGCGCAAAGCCUCCCCAAGGAAUUCGUGCUGCCGGAAAGGUACGUUGAACAACGGCGGUAUUCAUCAUCAGGAAGGGACAUGACCAUCGUUUUGGUGCGCUCUUCUGAUAGUCCAACGGAUGAAGAAUAUAUGGACGUUUCAUAUUAUUUUCACGAUGAACGUGAAGGAGGCACUCAACAACCAGCAAGUGUCUGUGACGUAGAGUAUUUUGGAUUGAGCUCACCGGAGGAAGGUUCGGUACUUCACCCCGAGCCUUACAGGCUCUUUGUUUUGGAAGGUCCUGUAAAGUGCAAGCAAUACUUUAUACCAGCACCUAAUCAGUCGGUUAUCAUCACGGUGGAGAACAGUACAAAACAAACUCCAGGCAGUCCGUGUGAUACAUGGUGCGGUGACAGCGGAUGUCAAUGUAACAGCAAAAAGUCCCUGGACGACAUGGACCACCUUCUGCUGGUCUCGGAGACUGGUGCCGUCGUCACGUGCCUUUGCGGAAACUAUCAGGAGUGGCAGCCUGUUGGCAUAAGGAGUUGGACCCCGGUCUACAUCGAGUGGUCCAGAUCGUCGGAGACUGGCCUCAGCUUUAAGGCCGCCUACAAAUUCGUGAGAGACUCCUAUUGCGGUGUGCACAAUAUUACAAGACCCGAAGGCGAGGUCAACGGUGGAGACCUUGCCAGUCAUGACCUCAAAUUGAACCAGUAUUAUCAACAAAAAUGCACCUGGGUCUUGUACUCCCACACGGAUCGACAGCUGACCAUCCAGGUGGAGUCCGGACAAAAUCGGCCCUGUACAGCUUGGAAUUUAACGAUUCACGAAUACAUUAAGGACAACGGCACUGUUGGUCCAAGACUGCACACCUUCUGCUCUAGGGAUCAACACAAAACGUUUACUUUACCCUGGAAGAUGAAUACUGCAGUAGUAAGGUUGCACGCGUUAAGCAGAACGGCACCGCAAUACACGAUAAGAUGGAAAAGCGACUCCGUUACGGCAAAUACCCGGAAAAGUGGGCCUUCUCCCGCACCGAACCAAAUAGCAGGAUCUUCAAAUAGGAAUAUGGCUGACAAAAUGCUCCUCCACUGUACCCUGACGAUUAUCCUCGCCUUUUUCAUAGCCCGUUGAAUGUCCUCACGGGGAAUCCUGCGUGUCCGCACUUGGAGCCAAGCAAGAGCCCAAAAGAGGCAACCGAUAAAUGUUGAAACUAGGUAAGCCAAGUUCUGACAAAACACCGCCACGUUUCAAUAACUCCGAAGAGAAGAUUACGGAAGAACGAUAAGGGCGGAAUAUGUAAAUUAACUAUUUCCCCGUAGAUGCAGGUUUCUCCCUUUCGUAAUGCUGCUUAUACUUUUCGAGUAACUCCUCCACCCUUAAACGCUUCGCGAAGUUUACACCGGAACAUCCACGAGAAUAUUAUUUCUAUGGAAAUUGUACCUUUUCUAGUUUACGGUUAUUUGGAAAACUUUAAAUAAUAUGUUGAAGGAUUUUGAGAGCGGCGAGGUUAGUUUCAUUUCUGACGGUUCUCAAGUAUUAUAGAUCGACAAAAGUACUGUCCGUCGACAGCCAUGUUGUACAUAUUAUACAUAUAGAGCUAUUUCACGGAAGGACGUAGUUAAAUACUACGGAAAUCCUUCAUGCCCUCUCGUAAUCCCUCACGUAACAUGCAUCGGUAAACAGUAAAAAAAAACAACAACUUAGUGGAGUGUACAUAAAAGCAGUAGGUUAGUAGGGUUUGUACAGAAUACACUGGACGAUCGUUCGAAGAACUUAAGGAAUUAUUGUAAAGCAAUUAGUUCUAAUAUCGUAGAAUUCUAAGUCGACCUUAAGAGGAAAUUAAGGAAAAUGUAUUUUAACGAACGAGCUUCGCGUGUCCAUGACACUUCUCGAUUUACUGUUAUAAGGAUCUCUAGAAUCGUUCAGGAUAUCUCUGGAUAAGGACCCACGUGAUUCCUUUUCGUUAGAAAAUUCUAUGACGCAUGAAGUCGUAAAACAUAAAUUUCAAGAUUCGAUUCUUAACCUAUUUUCAUUUAUAAAUCUCCUUCGACACCUUUUCGUGGAAUUCAAUAUUCGUUAUUAGCAAAUGAUUCCUAUUUUCUAUAUUAGGAGUUAUCCCGAACAGUUCCAAUCAUUGAGAAUCAAUGAUUAUUCAUUCUUUAUUAAAUUGCGGAGAAAGGAAGGAAACUAGGCACUAAAUAUUUAAUGUACGUAACUGUUGUAAAUCAGUGCGAGGUUACAUGGAAGAUGUUGGUUGAUCGACUGAAAGGGAAAGAAAGAGAUCAAGAAGGUUUACACGGGAAAGUAUGUAUGACUCGGUGAUGAAUUUUAUAAAAUGAAGUAACGUUCAUUGUUUGUCGCCAACCACUUGUGAACUUAAACGAGAAAAAAGAAGAUUAGGGAUAUGUAUCGCGAAAUGUUUAGUUUUUCAUUUAAAAAAUUGUAUUUGUUAUUCCCCGCUCGUAAGGUCCGUAAACAAAAGAUUGCUUUAUUGCUCAAACCUCAUUUACAUCAUUAUUAUAUUUUAACACUUUUUUUCUUUCACCUUAGUCGAUGAUUUACGAGGAAGAACGAAACAUUAAAAAUUCCUAUAUUGACAAACCAUUCUAUUUCGAAAACAACGGAACUCCUGCAAUAGUUCAAAUCGAUCGAACGAUCGAAGCAUCGUUAAUCAUACUUCUUUUAUCACGGACGUGAUUGCAGCAGGUGCAAUGAACGGGAGCGCACCACACCAUUGCUGCAAAGGACCGUUCGCUAAAUAAUAUUUAAUAGAUGACAUAUCAGCCACGUCGUUCAGCCCUUGCAGUAUUCAUUCCGAGUACCAAUGAGUAUUACGGGGGAAUAUUAAUUUGAUUUAAUAUCGGCAAGAACUAUCAUUGAUAGUAUCGCGUCACUGAAAUUGAUCAUUUUCGUCAUUAAAUUCAAAGCAGUUGAAAAUCAGUGAAACAGAAGUACACACGGCGGGAUUUAAUUGGUCAUUAUGAAAAUAUGUGGCGUAUAAAUAAUCAUCUAUAAUAUCGGUUAAUCAACCCACCGAUAAUUGCUCUGUCUAUUAUGUAGUCAAUUAUUAAAGUGAUUAAAUCAACGAAUUCUAUCCUACUGUUCGUUCCACGUUAUUUAUAUAUUAAUGUACGUACAUACGGCGCACUGAUAAUUAUUUUAAUACCGAUUUAUUCCUACGCAAGACUGUGGCGUCCUUUGAUUUCCUGUACGUAAAUCCGAUCUAUUAGAAUAGGAACUUGAUAUUUUAAUUUUGGGGUCAAUUAAUUCUUCUCUCUAAUCGAUCGAUCGAUUUGAACUGGAUUCCUGGAUGAGGAAAUUGUUGGAAACGGUUCGUUAUUCUGGAAAUGACUUAUCCCGUUAAAUUUUCAUCACGUAGAUACAUAGAGAUAGACACUCAGGAAAAAUGACACCAUUCGAGUGUUCGUCUCCCGACCUCAUCAGAACAAGGAUGAAAGUCUAUCGGUUAAAAUUAAAGAAACCGAACGAAUAAAGUAAAGCUCUCACAUCGAGCCAAUUAUCGGUCGAAACGAGCUGGCCUAUCUGAAAGGUUGAUUUGCCGCGUCUCUAAAAAAAGAAUCUUUAAUAGUAAUUUAUCAUUAAUUAGUUCAUUGCACCAUAUUUUUUCGUCAAAUGUAAGACAGCCAGCACAAGGUGUUCAUACACUUAAUCUUACGGUAUGACCCUUUUUUUACAUUCUACAUUCUACAUUUUUUACAUUUUACAUUUCUACAUUCAGAAUUAUUAUUUAAGAAAUAUAUUAACAACAUAUGUUAGUGCGCACUUAAUUUCGCAAAGUUUAUUGAAAUGAUACUUUGAAAAAAUGAACUGGAGCGUUCUAAGUAAGUAAUUUACCGAUUGUCGAUUAUAGUGAUCCUUUUAUUUCGCUUAAAAAAAAAUGCAUCUUUAUUAAACGUGUCGCAAAAUAUUAAAUUAAAUGUAUUUAUAUCGAGAGCGACGACUGAGCAACCUUCCCGAUAAGCCCCUCAAGGCGUCUCACCUCCGGAUGGAUAACUACAUGUUACAUGUACUAGUCGUGUAUAUCUAAGUCACAAUAAAUAGUCAAUUGUUUCAUAUAAAAUAUAAAUAAACUACAAAAUAAACACUAUCAUA